Messenger RNA from Seriola aureovittata, 1401 nucleotides. It is a transcript of the gene unga, whose product is annotated as uracil DNA glycosylase a. Bases 136 to 1038 code for a protein of 300 amino acids. Gene Ontology annotation, cellular component: nucleus; mitochondrion. The transcript has 7 exons. Gene Ontology annotation, molecular function: uracil DNA N-glycosylase activity. NCBI's taxonomy places the organism in Eukaryota, Metazoa, Chordata, Actinopteri, Carangiformes, Carangidae. Gene Ontology annotation, biological process: base-excision repair; base-excision repair, AP site formation via deaminated base removal. The record is from RefSeq and is a predicted model, not a curated record.
UGGCGCCAAAUAGUUUUAUCCCAGUCGGGGAGUUUUAGUUUUCCGAGAAGCCCGCCACUGGUUUGCUUUUUUAUUAGGUAUUUGGUGAAUUUUAUCACUUUUCUGCAACUUACUGCUCAAGUGUUUUUCAAGAAAAUGAUUGGACAGAAAACUAUUCAUUCUUUUUUUUCGCCCGUCUCGAAAAAAAGGAUUUCUAAGGAGUUAAAUGAAACCGAGGAGGAUGCUAAAGACCCGAAGAAGCCGAAGCCCUCAGCGGUGGAGUCGAAGCCGUCCGGUCCUCCUCCUAACCCUCUGUCCCCGGAGCAGCUGGACAAGAUCGCCCGCAACAAGAGAGCAGCGCUUGAGAAACUCGCUUCCGCUCAUACACCUCCAGGUUUCGGGGAGAGCUGGAGGAAAGGGCUGUCUGCAGAGUUUGGGAAGGCUUAUUUUAAACAAUUGAUGAAUUUUGUUUCUGAAGAGAGGAAACGCCACACUGUGUACCCACCUGCUGAACAUGUCUUCACCUGGACACAGACGUGUGACAUCAGAGAUGUCAAAGUGGUGAUCCUUGGCCAGGAUCCGUAUCAUGGCCCUAACCAAGCCCAUGGCCUGUGCUUCAGUGUCAAAAGACCAGUACAUCCUCCACCCAGUUUGGAGAACAUGUAUAAAGAACUGGCGUCAGAUAUUGAAGGCUUCCAGCACCCUGGACAUGGAGAUCUGACUGAAUGGGCCAAACAAGGGGUGUUGUUGCUCAACGCUGUGUUGACCGUCCGAGCGCACCAGGCCAACUCGCACAAAGACAAAGGCUGGGAGACCUUCACUGACGCCGUGGUGCAGUGGCUCAGCAACAACCUGGAGGGCCUCGUCUUCAUGCUGUGGGGGUCAUAUGCUCAGAAGAAAGGAGCUGCUAUCAACAGGAAACGCCACCAUGUGCUGCAGGCUGUGCAUCCCUCUCCCUUGUCUGCUCAUCGUGGAUUCUUUGGGUGCAGGCAUUUUUCAAAGGCCAACGAGCUGCUAGAGAAAUCUGGAAAGUCUCCCAUUGACUGGAAGGCACUUUAAGUUGUUAUGUCAUGUCAGCUUUUCUACCGUGUGUGACAAUUAACUACAGACCAAAACCCACCUAUAAGCUUUCUCAGUUUCCUGUCUCAGCAAUAUGUGCAGUAGUUUUUGUAGUAAAAGAAUUCAUGUUGGCAUUUUGUUCUAUACACUGAAUUUUCUGAAAAGCCUUACUGUUGAGGUGCAUAUUUGUAUCUUCCGCACUUGUCAGUUUUGUUGUAAAUAUGUUUGUGUACACAAUUGGUCCUUUUAUUUUUCACAUUAAAGUUUGCCCUUUUUGGGUUUUUUUGUUUUGUUUUGUUUUUUUUUUUUAACUUUUUUUUUUUACUGAAAUGUUGGUUCCAUUAAAAGUGGUUCCUAAAGGUG